UUUUGAAUUUAUCUUACAAAUGCAUACUUACAAACUCACACACAUAUACGAAACAAUUACUGCACAGUUUAUGCUCGUCUAUGGAAAUAUCUGGACAAUUGAACAGCGCGUUUGUAAUAGUGAGGGGGAAGAAAUUCAGACUCCUUAUCGGAACGGACUUGGACAAAAAUCCGAGGGCGAUGAUUAUGUAAUCUACCAUUCGGCAACUUUCGGGCAAAGGAGGAGUUGCCAUCGUCCAUAGAACUCCCUCUACUUGAUUCUUUAAAAGUGAGUACUGUCACUUUGUUGUCCUUAUUUUUUUGAUAUCAACAGCUUUAUAGGACAUGGCCUCGAAAGCAGCCACCACAGCCGUGGACUUUGCCCGUGUCUACUCAUCCUUAGGCCUCGGAAAGGAGACCAUUGCUUCACUCCAAGCGUUCCGGAAAAGACACAGCGAAGCACAACGCAUCCACGCCCAAUACGCCUCCCAGCCCACCACGGUCGACAUUGCUUACUACCGCUCCGUGUUGAAGAACCAGGCUGUAGUCGAUGAGGCUGAGAAGAUUCUGAAGUCGUUCAAGCCUGUGACGUACGAUGUUGGCUCGCACAUCAAUGCUAUUGAGUCGUUCGAGGCCAAGGCGGUCGCAAAGGCCCAGGAGACCGAGGCCAAGAUUGACGUUGAGCUGAAGGAACUACAGGCUACCCUUGCGAACAUCGAGGAAGCACGUCCAUUUGACCAAUUGACUGUCAAUGACGUUGGAGAAGCGCACCCCCGCCUGCAAGAAGUUGUCGAGACGAUGGUCAAGAAGGGCAAAUGGACGGUACCAGGAUACAAGGAGAAGUUCGGCGACCUCAACCUCAUGUAGACUGCGUAAUUGUUGCAUGGGUGUGAUAUAGCACAUAUC
Desarmillaria tabescens is the source of this 884-nucleotide messenger RNA. Its product is annotated as ATP synthase d subunit. The transcript has 6 exons. The record is from RefSeq and is a predicted model, not a curated record. The coding region runs from base 324 to 845 and encodes 173 amino acids. Gene Ontology annotation, biological process: proton motive force-driven ATP synthesis. Lineage: Eukaryota; Fungi; Basidiomycota; Agaricomycetes; Agaricales; Physalacriaceae. Gene Ontology annotation, molecular function: proton-transporting ATP synthase activity, rotational mechanism.